Messenger RNA from Ananas comosus (pineapple), 950 nucleotides. RefSeq names its product SOSS complex subunit B homolog. Bases 175 to 618 code for a protein of 147 amino acids. The transcript is spliced from 3 exons. NCBI's taxonomy places the organism in Eukaryota, Viridiplantae, Streptophyta, Magnoliopsida, Poales, Bromeliaceae. Gene Ontology annotation, biological process: double-strand break repair via homologous recombination; mitotic cell cycle checkpoint signaling; response to ionizing radiation. The record is from RefSeq and is a predicted model, not a curated record. Gene Ontology annotation, cellular component: SOSS complex. Gene Ontology annotation, molecular function: DNA binding.
CCCUCCCCUUUGUUUUUUAAUAUUCAUUCUCUCUUCCUCUCUCUCUUUCUCUCUCUCUCUCUUCUUUGCUCAUGAUCAGACAUGGGGUUAAAGACGCACAUUAGGGCUAGGGCGCAGAAAAGCGGUGCCCGCGAGGAGGGAAAAUAGGAAGGUGAAGAAGGAGAAGAAAUCGGAAUGCAUGGCUCUAUCCAUCUGUGUCAAAAAAUAAUGCACUUGGUGGAUAUAGUUCCUGCAGCCACCAACACUGUAAACACAAAAUUCAUUCUACUCGACAACGGCAGAAUAGUCGAAGAUGGUAAAGAAACCACAUGCUUGGCUCUGGUUGCCGACGAGACGGCCUCGGUUCACUUCCAGAUGUGGGGGAGCGAGUGCGGGGCAUUUGAACCAGGCGACAUCAUCCGUCUGAGCGACGGCAUUUUCUCGUACCACAAGAACAACCUGGUUUUGAGGGCUGGCAAGAGAGGGAAGGCCGAGAAGGUGGGUGAGUUCGCGAUGUUGUUUGUCGAGACGCCCAACAUGAGCGAGAUCCGGUGGAGCCGUGAUCCCAAUAACCCCAAGAAGUUUGUGCAGGAGUCAGUUAUCUCACCUUACUCCCAAAUCUUUAAGCCUUUACAUUAGUUUCUUGAGCAAGUUGAUAAUUUUGAGGUUAAUAGGAUAUAUAUCUUCUCUUUGUAAACUGAUGAGUCACUAGUUUUCGUCAUUAGUUUCGGUUAUUCACUUUUGUGAUCAUGUCGGGUGGAAAAUGCUCACAAUUCUUUGUAGUCAUGUACCUGAUUUUAUGCUGAGAGAUAAUGCUCAUAAUUUUGGGGUGACCAUUUUUUGUUUAUCCGGGGGAUCCAUGCACCUGGGGGAACUUUAUGUAAAUUCUCUCCCCCUCUCUAUGUGUGUAUGUUGUGUUCUUUCAUCAAUUCUAUAACUAGUAUUGAUUGGUAUUGGGUGUGUAGAAAUGA